CCCUAUCUGAUCUUCGGCCAUGGUAAGGCUAUAUACCGGAUGGACCUUGAUGGAGGGAAUCAAAAAAGGGUUGUGACCGGUGUUGGAAACUCUAUCCUACUGGACUUCCACUACACAGAGGGGAGAGUUUACUGGGCCGAUAAAAAGACAGGGGUCAUCUACAAAGCAGCGAUGGAUGGAACACAGAGACAGAAGCUGCACUCGUCUGAGAAAGGGAUCUCAGGCCUUGCGGUCGACUGGGUUCACAAUUUUGUCAUUUGGACCAGUGGAGAAGUGGGAAGUAUCAAAAGAGUGGAUACAGAUGGGAAAAAUGAGAGGACUCUUCUAAGACAUUUAUCGCAGCCAAUCUCCAUAGCAGUUGCACCAAAUGACAGAUUUAUAUUCUGGCUGUCUGAUGGAAUCACACCCAGUAUUCAGAGGUCGGAUGUAGCGGGAGAGAUGAUUACUACAGUGCUGAAGAUUCCGGAGAGACUGGGAGGGCUGUCGGUCGACCGGAUGGACAAGAGACUGUUCUGGGUCCAGUUCAGUCUGGAAGGAGAAAGUGCCAUUGGGUCGUGUGACUACAACGGGAAUGUUGUCAAUGUCAUUGACCAGCCACUACUGUCUCAGUCUUUGGGGAUGUCUGUGUUCCUGGAGCAAGUCUUCUACACUGAUAUGAGUUCACGGACCAUACGGCAAGUCAAUAAGUACUCAGGGGUUGAGGCAGAAAACAUCAACCUAAAGCGAAUGACACACCCCCCUACUGCUGUCAAGGUGGUACAUCCCCUCAACCAGCCAAUUGAAGACUCCAUGCCUGUCUUUCCAGUGUGUGAUGGUCGUACAGGAGUGUGUGUGAAUGUGUGCUCCAACCCAGCUGACCAGGGGAUCUGCCAGUGCACUAAAGGCUUUGCCCUUAGCAAACAUGGGAACUACUGUGAAGAUGUCAAUGAGUGUGGCCUGUGGGACCACGGCUGUUCCCUGGGCUGUGAGAACAUUCCAGGCUCCUACUUCUGCACCUGCCCCAAGGGUUACGCUCUGCUUCCUGAUAGGAAAACCUGCCACGAGACCUCACCAUGUCUGGCCAAUAUGACCCAGUGCGAUAAUGGAUGUAUUGCUACUGGUGAGGGGACCAUCUGUGUGUGUCUAGAGGGGUCCCUACUACAGCCGGAUGGACAGACCUGCAGAGGCUGCACCUCUUCCGACCGAGGGGGCUGUAGUCAGCAAUGUUCCCCCAUCACUCCUGGUAGGUGGGAGUGUGACUGUCUGCCUGGGUACAAGCUCCACCAAGACGGUAAACGCUGCACAGCCACUGGACCCCCACCUUAUCUGCUGUUUGCCAACAUAGUAAACAUCAGACGUGUUAAUCUGGAUGGGACUGGUGACCAAAGCCUUGUGGAGGAGCCGAGCGGAACAGUAAUAGCUCUGGACUAUGAUCCCGUACAAAACAAAGUGUACUUUGCCAGUACAGUACUGAAACAGAUUGAGCGUGCUGAUUUGGACGGCGGGUCCAGGGAGGUUUUGCUCACUGAGGAGUUGGACUCACCAGAGGGCCUGGCUGUGGACUGGGUCAACCGCAAGCUCUACUGGACUGACCGAGGCCUCUCAACUAUUGACCGCAGCACCUUGGAUGGCUUCGACAGAGAGACCAUUAUUAGCAAAGGCAUACAGAAACCAAGGGGAAUUGCAGUUCAUCCUUUAGCCAAGAAGUUGUUCUGGACCGAUAUGGGUACCAGGCCUGUGUUGGAGAGUGCGUCUUUGGAAGGAAGUGAUCGUGCGGUCAUCGCAAGCGCCGACUUGGUGUCUCCUAGUGGUCUGACCAUUGACUUCACUGAAGACAGGCUGUACUGGUGUGACAGCAAGAGGGGCGUACUGGAGACGGCAUCCCUGGAUGGCUCCAACCGACAAGUCUUGACAGAGAACGAAGUAGGUCAACCUUUUGACCUGGCAGUGUUUGAGGACAGGUUGUGGAUCACGGACAGGGAGCAGCAGCUGCUCCUGAGCGUUGACAAAUGGACGGGGAUGGACCCAGAGCGUCUCCAUGGCAACAUGGUCCAACCAGCAUCCAUAGUUGUGGUUCACCCCCUCGCCAAGCCAGGAGCAAAUGUUUGUCUCUAUCGAAAUGGGGGCUGUGCUCAGGUGUGUGAGAGCAGGCUAGGAUUCGCCCACUGCUCCUGUCACUCACACAUUGCCCAAUCAGCUGAUGGCAAAGGCUGCUUGCCAUCCUACAGAUCAACAGGUGAUAUGAACUCCAAUUCUGGAGAUGGUGAGUCUGCAGACCCGUUCUCUCUGAAAAACAAAACUUUGAACGAUGAGAGCAUGCCUCUCCCUCCCACACUCUUCAUUGAGACGAUGGUGUCAGACCAGGAUGACUGCUUCUCUCUCCGCUGUGAUGUGAAUGCGCAAUGUCUACUGGAUGGAGGCAACCCCACCUGCCACUGCCUGGAAGGUUUCACUGGGGAUGGAGAGCUGUGUUUGGACCUUGAUGAGUGCAUGUUGGGGAUGGCCCUGUGUAGUAUCCAGAGCUCAGUGUGUGUCAACACUGCUGGUGGAUAUUACUGCCAGUGUCGCCCUGGCUUCAGUGGAGAGGAGCACCACUGUACCGAUUUUGACGAGUGUAAAAUGGGAACACACAAAUGUGAUGAGCGAGCGGAAUGCAUCAAUACUAUAGGGAAGUACCGCUGCAAGUGUCAAGCUGGCUACAGUGGUAAUGGACACACAUGCCAAGAGUUGUCAACUACGUCCUCGUGGGUGACCACCAGUAGGCCUAUGGACGUCACCAGCCAAUGGCUGAACACUAACACAGUGGAGAGCUGCCCCUCAUCUCAUGACACUUACUGUCUCUACGAGGGAGUCUGCUUGUACUUCCCAGAGAUGGAGUCCUAUGCCUGCAACUGUAUCUCGGGCUACAUGGGAGAGCGCUGUCAGUUCAGUGAUCUGGAGUGGUGGGAGCUACAGCAGGCCGAACAAGAGAAGAGAAGGAACGUGGCCAUCGCCCUGGGCAUGGUGGUCCUCAUCACCCUGCUCUCCAUUGCUGCCUGCGUCACCUACUGCUACGGGUCCAGGAGAUUUGUUCGGAAACACCCCUCGGUGGAUGACAUGAGCGAGACAAGCACCAGUGAUGACACCAUGUCAGAGACCACCGUCCCCAAGACGCCACGGUUCUAUGUUGUUUUGGAACACGGUGGCGAUGGAAAGGUCAUUCACGUCAUGGGCUGUCCAAGAAGAGCUGUUUGUCCCUCUUGCUCCUCCGAAACAGGUGAAAGCUUUGUGUCAGAGGAGGCAGUGGCUAUUCCCAAACUCAAUAAAGGGUAUGAGUGCUCUUUUGGAUUGGCUACCAUGGAGACCAACAAGACGGUCGCCAACCACCUCAAGUCCAUCGACAACCUCAUCUUCCUGGAUGACCCUCAGCCUGCCUCUGCCAUCCCUCAGUUCACCUGAGGCCAUGCCCACUCAUAUACCCUUAUGAAAUGAACCCACCCCGAAAUGAGAAACCAAAAACACACACUGGGACCUGGAGUUUGCUAGCCUGGAAUCCACACUGAAUAUCGUCCUAGUAGACGGUCCAACUGCCCAUCUAUUGGAGCUUCUCCAGACUGAGUUCAGGAAACAAUAGUGAAACAAAGUGAUAUUCAGUGUCGAUUCCAGGCUAGGAGAACCCUUAGGUUGCUUAAGACGCUGUCUUUCCUUGAUGUUUAUAGCCCUGUUUUCUCUAGGGAGUGGGUGUAUUGCCGGCUUCUCUGGAUGCCUCUUCCCGAUAGCUAAACAACAGCACCUUCUGUGCAUGUGACACACUCGCAGAACACCUACACGCGCAGAAAGUUUGGCUGCCCAGUGGUGGAAGGCUGUGUAUUGCAUGAUCACUGAGAAGCGAAAUAACAGCUGUAUCUUAUUUAUGGUUAAAAUGCCGUUGCUUUGCCCCAAUGCACUGUGGAGACAGGUCUAAGCUACAUGGUACAUGUUAUGUUGUCAUGCAGGCUAAAUGCAUUUGGUUUCACCCCACAUUUAGGAUAAGAAUAUUGUCUGUGUCCUCCUUAUGUUUAUGGAACUGCAAAAUGCUUAGUUAGAACAGACAGAGAAUUUUGUAGGCAC
Oncorhynchus tshawytscha (Chinook salmon) is the source of this 4068-nucleotide messenger RNA. It is a transcript of the gene egf, whose product is annotated as epidermal growth factor. NCBI's taxonomy places the organism in Eukaryota, Metazoa, Chordata, Actinopteri, Salmoniformes, Salmonidae. Gene Ontology annotation, molecular function: calcium ion binding. The transcript is spliced from 24 exons. Bases 40 to 3417 code for a protein of 1125 amino acids. The record is from RefSeq and is a predicted model, not a curated record.